Messenger RNA from Kogia breviceps (pygmy sperm whale), 1987 nucleotides. RefSeq names its product YY1 associated factor 2 (gene YAF2). Gene Ontology annotation, cellular component: nucleus. Gene Ontology annotation, biological process: positive regulation of DNA-templated transcription. Gene Ontology annotation, molecular function: DNA binding; transcription coregulator activity. The record is from RefSeq and is a predicted model, not a curated record. NCBI's taxonomy places the organism in Eukaryota, Metazoa, Chordata, Mammalia, Artiodactyla, Physeteridae.
GAAGUCUCCGGCGCGGCCGCUGGUUGGCGGGCGCGGGUCACGUGGCCCAGGCAGGAGUUUCCCCGACAGCUGGAGGCUGCGUGGGAUCCGGCGGCUGCUCCGGAGCUCGGCGGUGCGGCCUUCCCCGCCCCCUCCCUCCUCCCCCGCCCGCUUCCGCCCGGCUUAUUAUCCUCCUUAUUGACAAACAGAGCGGCCGCCGCGGCGACUCUCGGCGUGCGUUUGUAGCCAAGCCAUGGGAGACAAGAAGAGCCCCACCAGGCCGAAGCGGCAGCCGAAGCCGUCCUCGGAUGAGGGUUACUGGGACUGUAGCGUCUGCACCUUCCGGAACAGCGCCGAGGCCUUCAAGUGCAUGAUGUGCGAUGUACGGAAGGGCACCUCCACCCGAUCCACAUUCUUUGAAGUUAUUGUGAAUGCCUCGAGGACCAAGGGACCGUUGAAAUUUCCAAUUUCAGGAAGGAAACCUCGGCCUGUCUCCCAGUUGGUUGCACAGCAGGUUACCCAGCAGUUUGUGCCCCCUACACAGUCAAAGAAAGAGAAAAAAGAUAAAGUAGAAAAAGAAAAAAGUGAAAAGGAAACAACUAGCAAAAAGAACAGUCAUAAGAAAACCAGGCCAAGAUUGAAAAAUGUGGAUCGGAGUAGUGCUCAACAUUUGGAAGUUACCGUUGGAGAUCUGACAGUCAUUAUUACAGACUUUAAGGAGAAAACGAAGUCACCGCCCGCAUCUAGUGCUGCUUCUGCAGAUCAACACAGUCAGAGUGGCUCCAGCUCUGAUAACACAGAGAGGGGAAUGUCCAGGUCAUCUUCACCCAGAGGAGAAGCCUCAUCAUUGAAUGGAGAAUCUCAUUAAAGUUUAUUUUCUCCAAUUUCCUAGUCACUUCUGUCAUACCAUGCAGAUACACAGAUUAUGCCAAGAAGUACCACAUUUUCAUGACAAACAUAUUCAUGCACAAUUCAUAAUUUGCAUUUUACAGAAAAUAGAAAUUUGUUAGAUUUUAUUGCAGUCUAUGCCUACCAAACAUUUCCAGACUUAACAUUUUGGUCUCCACAGUUAAAGGUGCCAUGAAAAUGUGGUUGAAUUACUCAUUAUGCAGUGUUAUUGGUAAGUCUAUUUUCACUUUUAGUUUAGUGAAUUCUAACACAUAAUUCUUGAAUUCUCUACUAUUGGCAUGUAACGAAUUUAAAUUUUUAUAACAUAGUGCAAGCUGCCUAAAUAUGUAUUAUUUGAGAAUUGUGAAACAAAUAGUUAUAUGUAUACAAGUCAAAAAUCAACUUAAUCAACUGUUGCUACAACAGAAUUUUCUUAAUGGUUAUCCUCUUAAAUACACCUGCUGGUACUUGGUGUGGUUAAAUAGGAAGAUUGUUAUUAAAUAAAGAAUUUGUAUGAACCAUUGCCAAUGUUUUUGACACAUUUUACUAAAUUAUUGUUCCUGAAUUAUGUUUUAGGUUUUAUCUGUUUUGGGGGGGGUUUUUUGCUUAUCUUUCAAAACAUUCAUUUAUUGUAAUGUUUACUAGCAGACUAGUAAACAAUAAAACAUUGAUUACUUGGCUUUAUAAUUCAGAUUUAGUGCUAUUGUCAUUGAACACUGGUAUUUUCUGUAUUAUAUAGAACAUUAAAAUUCAAGUAAUUAUAAGCAUUUGGCAAAAACAGAAGAGAAGAAACCUGUCAUAUUUUAAAAGCUGCAGUUUUGGAAAAGCUUUAACUUAAUAGUUUUAUCACUGUUUCCUUGCCCCAAACUUACCCAGGGUCAUAGAAGUGUGAAUCUAAUUAAUACAGAAAUGGGAACUGUUGCACACUGAGAAAUAACUAAUCUUUAAUCAGUUUAAUUGGCCUCUUAUUAAAUAUAACAAUUCUUAUAAAAAUUAUAGUACCCUAUUUUCAGAAACAAUUGCCAGUUUAUGCAUUUAUCAAUAUCCUAAAAUUUAAAAAGAAUUUACAGCCCCACUUACUAUUAUGUAAAUUUACCAAUAAAAUAUUUUUAUGACUACA